Messenger RNA from Betta splendens (Siamese fighting fish), 2095 nucleotides. It is a transcript of the gene dnajb9a, whose product is annotated as DnaJ heat shock protein family (Hsp40) member B9a. Gene Ontology annotation, cellular component: endoplasmic reticulum. Bases 202 to 855 code for a protein of 217 amino acids. The transcript is spliced from 3 exons. Gene Ontology annotation, molecular function: misfolded protein binding; protein-folding chaperone binding. NCBI's taxonomy places the organism in Eukaryota, Metazoa, Chordata, Actinopteri, Anabantiformes, Osphronemidae. The record is from RefSeq and is a predicted model, not a curated record.
ACUGCCGUUAAACCGAGGAAGAAGAAUGGCUUAUUCAAACGAAGAAGAACCGACGCCGUUGCUAACAACUGUUUAGCUUUACUGACAUUUUCUUACCUCAGCUCAUCACUGUCAUGUUUAGUACUGGAAUACCUAGUACGUAGGCUUUGUGUAGGCAAUGUAAACAGCACCCUCGUGCAGCAUAAAGGGAACAGAACAGACAUGGCAACUGCCCUGUCUGCUGUAACAUAUGCAUUGUGCAUCCUUAUGAUAACAGAGCUGAUACUUGCCAAGAAGGACUACUAUGAUAUACUGGGUGUGCCUAAAGAUGCCACUGAGAGACAAAUAAAAAAGGCUUUUCACAAGCUUGCAAUGAAAUAUCACCCUGAUAAGAACAGGAGCCCAGAUGCUGAAGUUAAAUUCAGGGGAAUUGCUGAAGCUUAUGAAACGUUGUCAGAUGAAACCAGAAGAAAAGAAUAUGACCAGCUUGGUGACAACUUUGAAUUCUUCACUGGUGACGCACAAGGCAGGCAUAGACAGACAGUUCACCAACCAUUCAACUUCAACUUUAAUGACAUAUUCAAAGACUUUGACAUCUACAGCCAGAAUAGACAUGCCCGUCAACGAAGGCACUUUGAUGAACACUCCAGGUCCCACAGGGACUCUCAUAGCAGACAUAAGAGACACUUUCAAGGAUGUUUUGGAGGACGUGCCUUCGAUGACAUGUUUGACGAUGUAGAGAAAAUGUUUACUUUUGAUAGACACACCAAACAGACUGAAAACAGCUUUCAUGGUGCAUCAAAGCAACACUGUAGAACAGUGACACAGCGCAGAGGAAAUAUGGUAACAACAUAUACAGACUGCACCACGUCUUAGGAUCCAAAAUAAAAUAACUCACUUAAAAUUGCCUUAAAAAGAGAAAAUACAAAUGUAUUAGGUAAUCUGAGACUGUUUGAUUCAUAUGCUGUUAAAAUGACCAAUGAAAGUGACAGCUGACUCGAAGAAAAUAGAAGCACUGAAUAACCUUCGUUAUCUUGGGUUAAAAUUUCAAUAAGCUAUGUUUUGUUCAAGCUAUUUCCUGUUUGCUCAAGGAUUUGUAAAUAACUAGUGGUAUUUUGUCAGUAUUUUUCAGGCACCUUCAUUUGAUGUUGAAUGUGAAAGCAGGAGUAUUUUACAGUUUUGAAAAAUAAAACUCUUAUUUUAACAGAAGUACACCCUGCAUCAGUUCACCAGCAUUUCCCCCACACACACACUUUCUUUUUAGCUUGUUUCGAUGGGUGUUGCCAUUGUAAGUCUUGAUUCACAACUAAAGGCAGAAACAAUAGCUGCUGGCUGAGGUUUGCCUAUGGUUGUCAAAUGGAUAGCAACGUCAACAAAAACCCAGGACCCUGCACAUGUUGCAAAUAUUUCAAUAUGUGUGCUAUACACACAUAGGUGACUUAGGAGGAGAAGAAUUUAAUUAGGAGAGAAGUACAUUUGAAUAUAGGCAUUUUAAUACCUGCAAUGAAUGUUUGUAUGAAGCUUAUAAUGUUCUGUUUUCAAGACAGUGUCAGACUUUUAGACUUAAAGUUUAAAAUCGUUUUGUGGGCAAACUGUACAGAAUUGGAUUAUAUUGACAAUAUAAUAAUCAAACUAUAUAACUGCAGCUUCAGCUAACCGAUAUCAAACGCUGUACAGAUAAUAGUCAUCUGGUGUAGUCACCAGAGGCUGUAAUUUCAAAUUACAAAAAGUUUCUUUACAGGUGACAUCUUGCAGUGUAAAAUGUUCUGUACAUGUUUUGAAUUGAGAUGAAGUGUAGGAAUACUGUACCACCAAACAAACAAAGUAACCUGUAGACUAGUACUUAGCAAGUUACUGAUUCUGCUGAUGGCUACUCACCAUGUUCUUGACUUUCUUGAUAAAAGCUUGAGCACAUUUCUGUAUGUAGUAGAAAUGUCACUUUCACAUGUUGUCUGUUACCUCAGUUCUGUAAACCAGUUAGUGAUGCUCUCCUUUCACAUUGUGCUGUGCAAUAUUUAUCUUUGAGUAGCACUUUACAUUUUGAAUACUUUUCCAGAUAUGUGUGUAGGGUUUAAAGAAUGUGUUUGCAAAAAAUAAAUGUGGGAAUAAAACAAAA